Molecule: messenger RNA, 14948 nt
Organism: Branchiostoma belcheri (Belcher's lancelet)
Lineage: Eukaryota; Metazoa; Chordata; Leptocardii; Amphioxiformes; Branchiostomatidae
Exons: 83
Coding region: 182-14884 (4900 amino acids)
Biological process (GO): synaptic vesicle endocytosis
Source: RefSeq, a predicted model, not a curated record
AUGAAUAAAUCCUGAUAACGUCGCAAUUGCUGAUGCCUUCUGAUUGAACCGUGGCAACAAAAGGGCCAUCGUUUCUGGUGAAGAAAUCAAGGAAGAAGAUCGCUAUCGGACAACAUUCCACAACAACGCCAAAGAUAGACACCGUAGUAGCUAAAGAUAAACAAAACAAGUGGUUGUAAAGAUGGCGCUGGUUUUGGGCCUGGCAGUGGCUCAAGUGAGCGCUAGUGAAUCUCAGUACAGCCACAGCAACCUGAACGGAUCGCUCCUGAAUCCAGAUAACAUCAACGAUGACCUGAGGAAGGUGAACUCUAACAUCAUCUGGCUGCUAGCUGCAGCUGUGCUGGCGUGUGGCUGGGUCCUGUAUCUCACGUACUACAACUCUCGAGUCCUGGGUUUCAUUCUCACACGGAUACUCAACAGAUUUGUCAAGAACUGCCACGUGAAUGUUGGUUCAUUUAGUGUGUCAGUGCUGUCGGGAAAGGUCAUGUUCCGGGAUGUUCACUACAUUGAUUAUGAUAGAUCCAUCAGAGUUCAAGAUGGUGUAGCAAUAUUUCGGUGGUGGAGACCAUACAUACCACGAGAGUCAAAAUAUGACCCAACUCCAAUGGACACUCGGCUGAAUCUGUACCUGAAUGGGUUUGAAUAUCACAUCUACAACCGCUCGGAUGUUUACGGAAAGCUGGAGAAGGCCUUUGGGCUAGACCAGACCAUGGGCUUCGAAUACGACCCACCUGAGGAUGGCAAACAAGGAGACAGAGGAUCAGAGACACCAGAUAAUGGCGAGGAAGAAGAAGCAGAAAAGGAGCCCAUAUGGCGAGACCUUAUUCCGUUCAUUAAAGCAGACAUCUAUACUGGAAGGAUUGUGUUUGGUAACCGACUGAUCCCGAGUACUCUGUGUGUGAACUGGGAGGAGGCAAAGCUGGAGUACACCACCAAGUGUGCUCACAACCCUCUGGACAAGUACACCCAUUUCAUCAAGGCCGAGGCUGAGAACGUCAGGGUCAUGCUGUCCAAGAGUCCCAAGUAUGAGGGAGACAUGGAGGAGCCUCCUCGUUUUAUGGGAGAGGGUUUUGUGGUGUUGCAGUCAGGAGAUGUUAUUGUGUACUACUACUGGGAUGAACCAGGCCGUAUGAAGGAUGAGAUACCGGAGAGCACAAACCCAUUUGACAUUGACAUUCCCCCUGUCUGGAGAAUGGACAUCAAAUGUGGGAAAGGAACGGACAUCAGCUAUGGGCCAUGGGUGGACAAACAGAGAGAGUUUCUACAGAAGUUCUUUCUGCCUGCCGACUACCAGUCCUUAGAGGUGACAGAGCCGGUGACAACAGGCCAGCUCAGACAGUACACCAGCUUUGACAUGUCCAUGCAUCUACAGAACGAUGCUACCAUCGACAUUCUCUUCUCCAAGAAAAAGGAGACCAAUGCUAUCCACAUGAACGUGGGUCGAGGGUCGUGUAUUGAGAUGACCAUCCCGUAUGUGGUGGAGGAGAGUGGGUACGUCACCAAGGUUACCAGUCGGCUGCUACACCUGGACGCUACCACCAGUCUGGAGUACAGGUCUCUACUCGAGGCUGAGACUCUCGAGAUAUCGAUGGAUGUACACUACCCCAUCGUGUGGAACCAGCCACAGCUGUGGUCCUGUGACAUUGUGGCCUGUAAAACAACAGUCAACUUCAUCUUCGCACACAAGUUCUUCAUUAUGGAUCUGAUAGAUGACUGGGGCAGUAAGACCAUUCCAGACAUCAUGAGUUUUGUGCCGUACACGUGGAGGUUCAACGUGGCUCUGAAGGAGUUUGAGUUUAUCCUGGUCACCAACCAGUACAAUUGGAUAGACUGCUCCUCCCUGAAAGACAACGAGAAUGGUAACAUGGCCAUCGGAGGAGAGAGAGUGGACAUCUCGUUUGACCUACCGUUCACUGACUUCCUCCCUGAAACUGUCUGCAUCAACUUUCUCAUCCAGGGCAAGUCUCUGGAUGCACGGUUGUUCCUCCCAGAGAUGGACACCACCCGACACUGCCUGCUGUCCCUGGUCAAGAACAGCAGAUACAACACAUCACAGGACACUGUGGACUCCGACAAGGGAUGGAGAAACAUCACACAACUGGGUGCUGGUUGGGUGGACACAUGGCAUGUGCCUGCCAUGAACAUGUGUCUAGGCUACACCUACCAUCCCAUCAUGCCCGAGGAAAUCAAAUCAAAAGUGUCAGACAUAGAAGAAGAGAUGCUGUCCAGUUUGCGACCGACGCCCCAGGGCACACCAGAAGUCAGUUCCAAGAGGAGAGUCAAACUGUCCCCCUCCAUGGUUGACUUGGACCUGUCCAGUAUCAGUCCUGACAGGAUAGAUGUUGAGGUGGAUGUGGCACCGUCUGUUGUCACCCUGUAUGCCACCUUCCUGCGCAUGUUCUUCAACUUUAAGGAAAACUACUUUGGAGCUGACAUGAAGUUUACAGACUUGGCUCGACACGGGCGAGACCCAGACAAAGUUGAGGAGGAGGGGACCGCUCAACUGGAGGAGCUUCUGGCCAACCUGGUCACACUGCGCCCCCUGGCAGUUACUGUGCAGAUUGCAGUCAAUGAUGUGACUGCCAGAAUCCCUCGGCAAUGCAGUCCAGGGGAUCCACCGUGCCCAACCCUGCACUUUGACAAGCUGUGUUUUGAGAUGAGGAAGAACUACUACGAGACGUUACUGCAGCUGCACAUAUCCCCUAUCACAGCCUCCAUCACCGAUAAUAUCAAGAGACCGAUGUCUGAGGCGCACCUGAAGGAUGGACAGCUGCACCUGUCAGGGUUACAGAUGCGGGGACACGCCAUGUUCUCAGACAAGGACCGCCCGCUGGGCAGCGAGACGUUAGAGUACGCCUGGCUCGUACAGCUGCAGCUGGGUGAAAUCAGCGGCAAGAUCACACCUCCACAUAUUGAGAGUAUCGUUGACGUGUUGGAGACUGCUCUGUUCCUGUUUGAUGCCAGCGAGUCAGACUUCAUGCGCCCGCUACCGUUUGAGUUCUGCCAACACGACAAUCCCCAGCCCAGCUGUCCUUACAAGGACGACUACCCCUUCCCCUGUCCUACAGAGUUCCUGGUCAAGUACAAGAUGCUAACCCUGGAGGUUCAGAAGGUGGAACUGUUUGUGGUGGAAACUGGCUGUGCGUGUCAGCUUCAGACCAGUUCUGUCCACAUCUCCAACUGUAACCUACACAGCCCUAAAGUAAAGGAGGGCAUCACUGUGGCCAUCCCAGAGCUGAAGAUACAUCAGUACAUCACCCAGACCUCCCCCUGUACCUUCAACCACUCCGCCCCACCCCUGGGGAGACUGGGAGGGGCCAGCCCCACCCCCCAGCCUCUCUGGUUAGAGGCAGGCAGUUUCUCCCUGGGCCCCAUACACACAGAGGUGGCCUUAGCUAUCGAAUGUCUGGAGCUACAGCAAGCUCAGGAUGACUUUCUGAGGAACCACGACAAGAAGUAUCAGAGACUAUGGUUCCUGUGGUCUCCUGAAGAGAUGGGUCUGACCAGGGAGGUCAUCAGCAAGUGUGGGUGUCAUGGCGGCUGUAUCUUCUUCAUCUCCUGGCAGGAACCAAUCACACAGGAGAACAGGGAGGCAGUCAGACAUCAAGCACCAAAGUACGGAGAGAGUCUGUUUGAGCCAGGCAUUCCAGCUCUCUGUCGCAACAGCCGCUGGAAAGCUUCUUACCGAGACUUGGACCUGAGACUGGACAGUAGAACCUCUGGUAGGAGGUCAGAAGACACUCUGUCCACUACCAAGGAACUUAACUCCUCCACCGAAACACUCAAGGCUACCCCGGGUACCAGAGUGUCCACAUGUACAACAAGCUCAACUACUACCACGUUAAAGGGUGGUUCAGUGUCUGAGCCAGGAACUCCUGUAGACAACAAGUCCCCACUGCUACUGCAGCACCAGGCUGAUCUGGUCAGCCCCGGCAGUCCACAGGAGACUGACCCUCUCCUGGUGCAGCCAAUCACCAGAGGACGUCUGGGCAGCGACAAGAGCCAGGUGACCACCGCCACCGACAAGUCCAGUAGCCAGACCAGCGUCCACUUUGCUUCCGAGCGGUCCUACAUCGCCGAAUCCCUGCCCCGGAGAGCCGGGUCCAAACAGUCAGUGCAGAGCGACCUUCCGUUGUACCGUAGCCACCACACGCUGACGUCGGGCAGCUCCAUGGUGUCCGUCGAGUCGUUCUACUCUGCCGACGAGGAACUGGGGAGCAUCACGAGUGAGGAGGUGUUCAGCGGGCGAGACAUCCGGCAGUUACACGCAGCUACCAGAUCCGUAAAAAGCACGCCGCUCUUACACAAACGCAGCAUCUCCGUGGCCUCUAACCAGUCCUUCCUGUCGGCAGUGUCCACUCAGGAGGACCUGGUCGACUACGACAUUUCCGAAGACGUUUCAGUCGUAAACAUGCCGAUAACGGCAGACGGAGACCUGAUGUCGUUAUACGCCAAGCACCUGACACAAUGCGAGGCUGUGAACUGGAACCCUACACAGGCUGGAAACGCAGCCGCAAGAGCGGCUGUUGUAGAGGAGGAUUGUGGGACGAAAAGGACCAAUCACAUCAAGACAAGUUGGAGCGAAUGCCCACCCACACUUCCAGUCUUCAACACGUUAAACAGUGGCAUUUCUUCUACAACAGUGGUUUAUAAGGAUGAAGUUGAUGGAAUGCACGGUGGAGAGUCACGUCAGUCAUUUGACAAGUCCAGACAGGGUUCAUAUGAAGAGGACUGCCCAACAACAGGAACUGGAGACAGUUUAGAAGACCAUGUGUCUAAAACUGGAGCCAUUGUAAAAGUGAAGGGCUCCAUCAACAUCCUGCUGUCUCCCCUAGCCCUGGAAGCCACAGAAAGGCUAGUAGAAGCUGCCACCCCCCAGCUGCUGACCCUGCAUGCCUCAGCAGUGGUGGACAAACUGCACAGUAAGUGUCUGCGGGAGGUGCAGUGUCAGAACAGGCUGUCUGCCGAGGGGAGGGCCGCAGGCAAUUGCAACGGGAACGGGGACGAAGGGUCAGGCAUCCCCACCAGCAAGACAUCAAGUCUGCAGAUCCUGGUGUCAGUUGCAAGGAUCAACAUCUCCAUCCUGCAAGCGUCAGUUGCUGGCUCCAAGUCAGACCUGUACCUGCAGGGUCCGUGUGCAUCCCUGGCCGUCCUGUCUCUGGACUCCAUCACAUGUCAACUGCUACACUACAGCCAGUCACUGAAGGCCGGCGAUGACGAAGACUUGUUACCAGACAAGGAGGUUCCCGAGAAGAAGAAGAGGAAGAAGGAUAAAUACAGUAGCCAGGUUGGUAGUGAUGGUGUGGACAGCAUGCGUGUGAGAGAGAUCCAGAAGGAAGAGGGUGCAGCCUAUAUCCACCUGGACAGGAUUCAUGGCCAGCUCAGGUGUCUGUCUCCCUCCAACACUGAAGUCUGCACCUUUACAGCUAUUCCUACUGACAAGUCCAAGGUCAUGUUUCUGGUGCAGCCUGGAACCCAGCCAGUUAGGACGAGCCACGAGAGCCUGGCAGAGGAGGCCAGAGACACGCUUCACCAAGAGACCUGCUCCCAGAUGGUGGCCCUCCAGGGCGGCUGGAUCAUGUUCGAGUGCGGUCUGGAAGACAUCACCAUCCGCGGCGGCCGCAGAAUCGGUUUCGAAGAAGCCGAAGACAGUCCCGACUUCCACGGGAAGUCCGCUUCCUCUACCGUGCCUCCAGAAGAACCGACGUCGGAUUCGACGGAAACGAUCGACUCCACAAAAACGGUGUGUAACAGCGACAGUUUCAGCUCGCACAGAUGGCGGUCGCUGGAUGAGAUGGAGAAUGGGGAGGAGGAGAUAGUGGCUGAGCUGAAGGGGGAUGCCAGUAACGCUGUGGUCUCCCUAAAUACCGUCUGGCUCAACUUUGCCUCACCGUCUUCUUCAGCACAACACAGACAGACUGAGGAUAUAAGCACCCUGGACUACACCCUCCUGACAACUGUGGCACCGACCAUCUGUGCCUGGCUGUCCCCAGCAGACCAGCUUAAACAGGCUCUACACGAUCUGGCACACGGCUACAGACACAGGACCUUCGCUGUCAUCGGCUGCAUCAUGACAGACGCACUGGAGUUCCAGGGUCUUCACAUGUCCUCAAAGAGCAAGAAUUACAGCAAACUGACCAACAGCUCCAGAAUCCUGCUCGACAACCCCUCCUGUCGACUCAUGACGGUACUGCGGAAGUACAUCAACAAAAUUGACAUUACAGCCAUUGAGGAUGCAGUGAAGUCUAGCUCCAUCCCACCCCUGUCUACCCUGGAGAAAGGCCUGGUGGCCCUGACUCGUCAGUGGAAGCACCUGGUCAUCACGUCGGCGUUUGCAGGGAUGGGCUUCACCAACCGCAGAAGACUGGCUCCCUUCACCGUCACCUUUCUGGAGCCAGAGACUCGGGACGAGGUGUUUUCUGAAGGGAAGGAUGGAGAGCAAGGAGAGGGAUUUCCAGAAACAGACUACGAUGCCUCAGAGCACACAUUCCUGCUUGGCGCUGACGCCAAGGCGGGGAUAUCUGGAAUAGACAACCUCUCUGGGAUGGGAAACAGCACUGGUCUCCAAAUGGACAAGAAACCCUCACAGAUGAGCCUAGCCGACACAUACAAGAGCGGCGACUCUGCUAGUGAUAUCAAGUCUAGAGAUGCCAAUAGACAAGCUGUGCCUCUUGUUGCCACCCUGUCGAGCACAGGAUCCCUCCGGCGAAACCGCCACGAGAGCCAGGUCAGCCAUGUCAUGGGCAGCGUGGACAGUCUGGAUGCCAGCGGGCCUAACACUCCCCAGAGGAAGCUCAAGGGCUCUUUCUCUCGUGCAAGUGGAGCGUCCAUCAUCCCGCGGCUGACCCUGGAUAAGGAGUUUAACCUGUACAGCUGGAUGUCUGCUAGCCUGGCUGCCACACGCUCCACCUCUGUACCCAUGCACGAUGUGGAGAUGGGGGGAUUCAGCACCGCAGGGCCCGGAACUAUCUCCAACCAGCCUUCAGGCUACCAGUCCCUGGCCAGUGACAAUCACAGUGAGCUGUCUGGUGUGACCAGUAACCCCAGUCUGUCUCCUAAACACAUGGCUAACACUGUACAACUGGCAGACCCACAGGUUAUAUUCCAGCCCCUCCUCAGCAGUCUGGGCAUUGACACACAGAAACAGAGCGCCAUGCCUGACGUCAGCAAGCUCCUCAGUAAGAACGUCGCGCUCACGGGAAAGCUGCGCUGUCUCCGCGUCGACAUCGUGGACGCUGACCCCACCGGUUUCGCCGCGUGGAAGCCCAAGGGCAAGCCCAAAACCGAGAAGAAGUUCACUCGCUUCUUACUGGAUAUGAAGCCUCAACAUCCAGCCUUGCUUUUCGAAGAGUUUAUUGUAGAGUCUUCAAUAAGGGACGUAAGCGGGAAAAAGACAGAGACGCAUCAGACCAGCAACGACACAGAGGGGUCGGCAGCGAACCAAGGUAGGCGUCGGUCAACCGUCGCUAGUAUCGAGUUCAACAAGGGCGACAACUGCGUGGAGGUUUUCUUCAGCGUACACUGUGAAGGAAUCACGCAGCACGUGGACAUGGCACUGCUGCAGCUGGCAAAGCAGUUCUACGCCAUGACGGAACACAUCAAACAGACCGAGACAGAGCUCAAGGUCAACAGGUACAUGGUGUCUGCUGCCACGGCCAUCAACAGACCUGGCCAUAAGAAACAGGACUCGCACGGGUCAGACCUGAGUGGCCAGAGUGGGGAGUCCCAGUCCCAGCCCAGUAACAGUAAACAGUCUGAGUCAGGCAGCCAGGCAGGCACAGACAACCAGCCACCAAAAACACCCAUUAGAACCGACAGCCAGAGGAGCACUGCAUCAGAGGGGAAAGUCAGCAUCGAGCCAAAACGCAGCUUCACGCACAGAUCCAGGCUACCCUCCCUCAAGGGUAGCCGCAGUAGCCUGAAGAAGAGACUAGCAAGCCCGCGGAUUGGGAAGUCACUCCGGUACCACAGACAGUUUUCACAGGAGUCCACAGCGGUCUCCAUCAACGAGGAAACGUCCAUAUCAUCGUCGGAACAGAGCGAGACCUUAGCAAAGUGCUGGCAGACGAUGUACCAUCUGAUUGACUUGUACUCUAAUGUGUCUGAAGGCCUGCAACUGUCUCAUGUCAAGGACAAGACUGAAGACAUAAGAAUCAAUAUUGAGGACAAUCUGACCACCAGUGGCCAGCAGUCCUCAGUCCCGGAGACUCCCCGUCCAGUUCCGGGCAGUCCCACGGCUGAAGACAAGCUAAACCGUCUGCUGACCAUGUCGUCCGGAGGGUCAGACCACCCCCCCAUCCACCUGGUGGGCACGGUGGGGGUGACCAAGAUGAGACUACUGGCAGAGUUUGCAGGGUUGAACCUGGAGGCUGAGAUGAGUGGGAUGCAGGCCUCUGUUGGGCACAGGGAGAAGACAAAAGGCACCCAGCGGAAACAUGUUGUGGAAACCUCCAUCACAGCCCACGUCCAGAAAACUGAGCUGGCCAUCUUGGAAGGCCUGUAUCCUGCCAUGCAGACUGUGGUGAGCAUAAAGAUUGACAGGUCCCAGUGCAUGUACACCAGUUCCAACCGGAAGUCAAAGGAGCGUAACCUGGGCGUCCUGAACGUGGGGAUGAUUGACGUGGACAUCCCGCAGCACCCUGUCGCCCUGCACGGUACCGUCACCCGCAGCUCCAAACAACUGUCAUCGCAGAUCUCAGAACUCACCAGGCAACCUAAAGCCAGGUCCACAGAUUCAUCUAGUAACCUGGAGAGCAUGAGUCAGCCCUCCCCACAACAGCUCCUGCCACCCCUGGCAGAGAUUGAUAACCUUCCUCCAGGAGCCAAGCAGCCAGCUAAGAAACCUUUCCUGCUCAACUUCAAGAUUGUCAUGGAUGGGCUGGCUAUAGGGGCAUCUCUGCUGCCUUCACUCAAGGCUGAAUACAAGAUUUCCCGUAUGUUAAGUUCUGGUAUGACAGGAGACCAGGCCAGGUUCACUAUAGACCUCCCUAUGCAUACUCUGGGCUUUGCCUCCAAGGUUGUCCAUCAGGAGUACAACCUGCCGUCUUCAGCCAGUGUGGAUCUGCCUCCCAUCCACGUCUCUGGGAGCUACAAGACCAAGACUAUCCAGGUUCCCAACACAGUAGCCCCAGGCAUGGUGUCUGUGUGCACAGGCUACCUACUGACCCAGGCUGAGGUGGGCUCCUUUGAACACAUGCUGACAACAGACCUGCUCAACCAUCUACUGUUUGUACAGAAGGUCUUCAUGAAGGAAGUGAAUGACGUAGUUCAGAAGGUGUCUCGUGGAGAACGUCCCGUCGCGCCCUGGAUGGAUCGUAUCCACUCCAGCGACUCCUACAAACCUACCCAGGUCCUCUACUCACUCAAGUUCAGACUCAAGGGGAUCCAGGUGACAGCCACCACCCCAACCUCCAAUGCUGUACGCCUGGAAACAGGGAUUGUGGAGUUAGAGCUGUCCAACAUGGUGGAAGUGGGGGAGGGCAACGGGCAGCUGAAGAAAAGUGGAAGUCAUCUGAAGCUAUUUGGAAAGGCUCAUGUGGACCUGAACUUGGCACUGGGACAGUUAGUGGGGAACCAGAUAUUUGAGGAGGCAGAGCCAGAGUUCCACCAGAUGGCGUAUUUUAAGACCAGGAUCGGCCUGAGGAAUGCCCUGCAGGAUGAGAUGUCCACCAGUCGCGGGAUGGCCGAGGACAAGACAGCAGUCCUCAUCACCCUCACCAGACCCAUCUUCUACGUACAACCGGCUGCUUUUGACAAAGCUGUAUUAGUGUGGCUGAACUACAAGAAUGCGUAUGAGUACUGGAAUGAGCAGCGUAUGGCUCUGAACCAGGAGGUUCAGGCUGCCACCAGUACACUGAUAGACAUGCUGCCACAGAUCAGUCCCCAGGGACCCCCCACCCUCGGCACGCUCUUCCUACAGCUAACAGUCAACGACCUGGGCAUCUGUUUACCUGUCAACAAUGCAGGAACACAGAUGUUGGGAGUUGGAGGAACCCCCCGUCAGUUUGCCAGCACCACCCUAGACUACGACCCAGGUGCAGCCCUGGUACUGACCCUGGAGAGUUCCCUCAUCACGGCCUGCUCACGUGACGCUCUCGUCUGCAGCGGACACGUCAAGGGCUUCUGUCUGCGCUUUGCCGACGACUUCGAGACAUCCUGGGACGAGUGGAAAGCUGACCCUGCUGAAGGCAUCAUCAUGAAUGCAUUUACUGUGCCAGAGGGUACAUAUGAGGUCUGCUCCAAGACAGUUGGUCUUCAGACAGUUGGAGGCAGUAACAGUGGGAAGUGGGUACUGGACAUCCUGUGGAAGAUGUGUGGACUGGACAUCCAGCUGGACACUAACAUCGGGAAGUGCCUGUCUGCCCUGGGGAACACGCUGACCGCCAUCGCUGGGGAGGAGGAGGGGAUGGAUGACCAGGAUGUGGAACUGGCCGAGGAGGCAGAACAAGCCGAGGCUGGGAUGGACCAGCUGCCUCGCAGGCCCAGUAGCCUGGCUGUACCACUCCCAGGCAGCAGCAAUGAGGCAGAGAACGGACAUCGGAGACGCUUCCGCUUCAUGGAGCAGCAGAUGAAUGAACAAGCCAGGAUUGUGAAAGAUCUCAAACAGCUGGGUGCGAGACAGGACACCAUAGCUCAGGAGGCCCAGCGUCUUAAGGAACUGGAGGCGGCUGUCUUCUAUGACUUCCGCAGGGACGUGCGCGAAAAACUCCGCAGGACAAGUGUCAGGCAUGCCACCUCACUGAAGGACAAGUGGGGACUUGGGUACAAGCCCUCCCACCGGCGCACCAAGUCCCAUGGGGCAGUGCUUGGGGCUGCCGCUAAGAAAAAGCCCCCCAGAGACAGGCCACGCACCGAGGCCGUAGAUGGUUUGCAUGGGGAGCUUUUGGUCCCGUGUUCAACUCCCUCCACUCCUCUCAAUGAUUCUGUUUUCACUUCCCUUGACUCAUCUGCACGCCAGUGGUCUUCUCCACUCUCCACCACCAUUGACGACCCAUGCCAACUGUCGGCAUAUAACAGUGAGGAGGACCUCCACCCAGAACCAGCCUACAAGGUCCCCUCUCUCCCAGACAACCUGGACUCAAGUGGAUCCUCAGAGAACGACGAGGAACUAGACAAACACUAUCUCAUAGAAACUCAGAGACGUCUAGCCAUGGAUCCCUCCGUCACAUCCCUGGACAGAGGCACCCCCCCUCGCAGUAACCAGUCCCCCCCUCGCAGCCAGAGCCCCCAGCAGGGGAAGUCACUGACCCCCCAGCCCUCGGUGGUGGAACAGAACAUUGAGUUUGAGCUGGAUGUAAAGGUGGAGAUUGACAGUGGGAAAUGUGUUCUUCACCCUCAGUCCUCCAAUCUGGAAGAUGACAUGAAUGGGAGCAGUACCAAACCAGGAGGAAAGAACAGGAAGAUGGGUAUGAUGUACCAGACCUCGGCCCUGGACAUCACCCCGGCCACCAGUAAGAAACACCUGCUCAAGAACCAGAUGUCUGGCAACCUGGCCUCGGCCAACAAGAGUCGGCUGGGACAACAUCAACACGCUGGCUCCGAAGUCACCAUCUUCUAUCUACCUGCUGUAGACGUCAAGGCCCACUACAACUCCAAGACCCACAGACAGGAUUCCCCUGGCCCCAGCAACAGUAAGGAAGACAGCUCUCUCCAGGACCCUGCGGAUGGCAAGAAGAGGGUUCCUACUGGCAUGAAGAGGGCUAGUCUGUACGCCAUGCUGGCUCUACAGUCUCUCCCACAAGAAACAGUGGUCAGCCCCUGCCUGCUGGACUUCCUGGAGCAGACACUGGACGUGCUGCCGGCCUCACCAACUGACCCCAGGAUCGCCGACAUGACUGCAAGUGCUCGAACAGCUAUGGACAGUAUGUUUCCUCUGGACCUGGACACGUCCAGCACCUCUCUGGGUACCAGCUAUGGCUCCCCCUACACGUCCUUCCCCGUGGACGUCAUCGUGUGUGUGCGUGUCCAGCCCUCCAUCAUCCGCUUCAACUGCCUGCCCCUGUCCCGCGUGGAGUGUCUGUUACAGGUCCCUCUUCUCGACCUGGUCUUCUCCUCCAUGACAGCCGGAUUCGAGAUCCGGGAAGAUGACACGGAUGCCGCAAAGGCACAGCCGCCGUUGCUGAAGAGAAAAAGCAGCCAGAGACAAGUGACGUUCCAGCGCCCGCGAGGCUGGAGCAACCUCAGCUGUAACUCCACCGACAGCGACCACCAGGAGGCCGGCGUGGCGGGACGCGGCGGGCUUAACUUCACCGCCGGUAUGUCGGACUUCUCGCUCUUCAUCUUCCACCCGUACGGCGGGCAGCAGAAGAAACACGCAGGCAUGGGAACACCCAUGGAGGGGGUCACAACAGAUUCGCCAUUGGAUGCAGGACCAUCCGCCACGGGGCGUAAGGAUUCACUAAGCCUCAAUGUGGAGUUUAUCAAGGUGAACCUGAGUCGGAGUAAGCGAGCGGCGCCGACCGCGGACCCCGGUCUCCACGCCAGCGGCAGUAUGAGCAGCGGACGACUACGAGACCUGAUGUCCACACCGUCGGUUCAGCUUCAGCAGACACAGGACCCCGCAAAUGUACACAUCGACAUAUCUGUUUACGUGCAGGACCAGUUUACGAUCCUGGCCUUCCCACGAGCCUGGUAUCGUCGGAGCAUCAUGAGACGCCUGUUCCUUGGCGACCAAAUGGCCACAAAAAGGGCUCAAAGUCAGGCUCCUACUCCCAACCAAACCUUUUCCACGUCGCCCAGCUCGGUCCCUGUAAACCUCCCGUCCCAGCCUGCCUUCUCCUCAGACACACCGUCAUCCGCCAUCUUCCCCUUCGUCCCACCGUCCCCCAGCAUUUUCAGUAUCAAGACGUCCGGUCAGAGUCCGACGGCGCCCGCGAAGAGCCCCGUAACGGGGCCGGGACGCCGACAUUCGGCCUUCACCGCUCCACACGGUGUGGAAGAGACAGGAAGAACUAAGAGACAUUCUGUUGCAUCUCCGCCCACCCUGGAGAGACACCACAGCCGGGUGGAGGCCCUGAAGACAGACCAGAGCCCGGAGACCUCCUCCCCGGCCGGGGGGAAGACUUACCCUGCCUGGGAGACUGUCGUCCUGUUCGCUGUCAAACUGUCUCGUCUGGAGGUCAACAUGAACAUGAGCAAUGUCAUGGGAAACACUGUGUGGCUGACCCAGGAGCUGUGCAGCCAGGGCCGGCUGUGCAUUGCCAGCACCGGGUACAAGAACGUCAGCAUAACGGCUGGCCUGGACAGCUCCACACUGGACGCACGGGGAGGGGUGGUCGGUGGGAUCAUCCAGAUCUCCAAGAUCAACACAUCAGUGAACCUCCAUGAGAACCCGGGUGAUGAGCCCACCCACAGGUGUAACUUUGAGGUGAAGUCUGCCGACACGCGGCUGGACUACAUGGGAGCCGCCAUCUUGAUGGCACGUCUUCACCAGCUCACCGUCAGUCUGAAGGAUGAGUGGAAGGUGGAGGCCCUCACACCUAAGGCUCCUCACAUAUAUGAUGAGAUGGGGGAGAAAAGUGCCAUCUUCAUCCAUGGUGACUUGGACUGGGACCGUUUCCACCUGAUGAUUUCUCGCUCGACCACGCCGGACCUGAUCAAGGUGUGCCACCGUCUGGAGGAGUUCUUCACACAGCAGUUCAACAGCAGCCGCAGGAUGUUGUCACAGUGGGGCCUGCACGGGGUCUACAUCCCACAGCCCUCCAGUCUCACUCCUGUCACACCAGAACCGACAGACAAACCCAACGAGCUAGCAGAAGCCCACCACCACCGCCACUGGCCGGCUGUACUAGCGCGUGUGUGUGGGUCCAGACUCAGCCUGUUCUCCGCCGCCCUCCCCCUACACGACCUCGUCCUGGGCGGGACCAUGAAUCUCCGCGGUAACGACCUGACCCUGGCCUGCUUCCAUGGGGUCAACUUCCGAGCCAAGUCUUGGGCGCUGUUUAACGUCCAAGAACCCAACAUCUCCUUCUGUACUGAGGUCCAGGAAAUCCAGGAAGAAGAUGGCAGCAGAUCUGAUACCUACAUCGUGCAGAAUCUGUCCUUCCACAUCGGACACAACGUCUGGGUCACCAGCGAGAAGGACCAGGCCAACCCCAUGGCAACCAUCCGCAGACUGACCUGUGGCCGCUACGACAACCCUCCCCCGGGAGUGGCCAGCGUGCACGAGUGGUUUAACUACGUCAGCGCAACCAGGAAUGAAGAGCUGGACGUGUUCAAGAGUCCUGAGGACAUGCAGACCAACAGCCCGCCUGUGGAGCGUAAACUCUUCUCCUCCAGGAAGAGCCUGGACUACGGCCACGAGACAGAGACCAUCUUCGCCCUCCCCAAGCUGCAGCUGGAGUUCAAGACUGAACAUGUCCAGGGAGAGAAGGAGCCGCAGGCAGCAGAUCCGAUGCCCAAAGUUGUGUGCAGUUUUGUGACAGAGUUUAUUGACCACAUCUGUGUUGCCAUGGACGCUGAGCUCAUCCUCUUCCUGCACGACCUGGUGGCAGCUUACAUCAAAGAGAAGGAGAGAGCUUUCCCUUCAGGUAUCCGUAACUCCACAGCCAUGAACCGCAGGUCCAGACAGGACUCCAAAGGGAAGGAAGGGAGUGACCCUGGCACUGAGAUCACCAAGGCUAAGGACUGGCGAGAGUUCCAGUGUCGAGUAUGGCAGCUCGAGCCUACUGUCAGACUGCUGUCCUGGGCUGGGAAGAGGAUUGACCCAGUGGGAGUGGACUAUAUUCUCCAGAAGCUGGGAUUCAAGCACGCCCGCGUCACCAUUCCCAAGUGGAUCCAGCGGGGCGCCAUGGAUCCCAUCGACAAGAUCCUGUCCAUCUUCCUCAACAAGAUGGUCAACGCACUGCGCGAGGAGCCAGAGGCAUCCUCAGAACCUGUACAGUAAAGGGGCCCGCAUUCCCUUUUCUGUAGAAUGUAAUCAGCCAAUUUUAUUUCUAUGUAGAGCAUAA